AUGUCCAGCAGCAAGCGGACGCAUUACCAGCAAGACUGCCAUGUGAGUUAUGGCGGCCGCUUCAACACACACGCAUCCCAUACCAUCUCCGCGGCCGAGCGAGCUCACUUCAACCUGGCGAAUCGCAGUGACGGGCCCGGGAACUACCGCAACUGCAACGCUUACACCAACCAGUCGGUGCACCGCCGGAUCGACGAGCACUUCCUUUGCCAGUCGCAACGUCAUAGCUUCACUCAGGACGGCAUGGACUUCGGUCAGCCGGGCACGAAGUCCUACAUCAGUCCGCAAGAGGUGGCUCGACGAACCCAGGCGAAGAUCAAUGCCGCCAAGGAGUCCGGAGACAUCUACAACCGAAGAUUCAACAACUACUUGUACAAGAUGGCCGAG
Molecule: messenger RNA, 387 nt
Organism: Symbiodinium sp. CCMP2456
Lineage: Eukaryota; Dinophyceae; Suessiales; Symbiodiniaceae
Source: the annotation of a GenBank genome assembly